ACAUCAAGUCAGCUGGUGUUGGUAAGUGAAUAGACAGAUUGAUGGAACAGAACAGAUUGCUGAGAAAUAGGCCCACAUAAGUAGUCAGCUUAUCUUUGACAGAGGAGCAAAGGCAGUAGAAUGGAGUGAAGAUAAUUCUUUCCAACAAAUGAGACUGGAACUAUUAGACAUCCACAUAAAAAAGAAUGAAUCUAGACACUGAACACGCCACAAAAAUUAACUCAAAAUGCAUUGUAAAUCUAAGUGGAAAAUACACAACUCCUAGAAGAUAACAUAGGAGAAAUCUUAAAUGUCCUUGGAUGUAGCAAUACCUUUUUAAAUAAAAAACUGAGAGCUUGAUCCAUAAAUAAUUCAUAAACUGGACUUCAUUAAAAUUAAAAACUUAGGCUCUAUGAAAGCCCUUGUUAAGAGAGUGAGAAGACAAGCACGGGUUGGGAGAAAAUCUUUGCAGAAGACACAUUUGGAUUAAAGGACCAUUAUCCAGCAUAUGCAAGGAAGUCUUAAAACUCAACACUAAGAAAUAGCCUAUCAAAAAUGGGUCAAAGACCUUAAUGGACACUCCUCCACAGAAGAUGUAAAGAUGGCAAAUAAGCAUUUAUGAAAAGAUGCUCCACAUCAUAUCAUACAGAAAAGUACAAGUCAAAAUGAGAUACCACCACAUAUCUGAGAAUGCCCUAAAUCUGGAACACUAAUAGCACCAAAAACUUCUUUGCUGGUGGGAAUACAAAAUUGUACAGCUGCUUUGGAAAAGUUUGGUUUCUUAUGGAACUAAACAUACUCUUACCAGAUGAUCCAGUAUCCAUGGUCCUUGGUAUUUACCCAAAGAAGUUGAAAUUUAUGUUCAUUCAGAAACCAACACAUGCAAGCUGUUUCAGGGGUUUUUCUUUGUUUGCACAUGAAUGUUUAUAGCAGUUAUAUUCCUCAUUGCAAAACUUAUGAAGGUGAAUGAAUGUCUUCAGUAGGUAAAUGAAUAAACUGAUGCAUCCAGACAAUGGAAUAUCCAGCACUUAGAGGAAUGAGCUAACAGGCCUUGAAAAGACUUGGAAAGACUUGAAAAGACUUACUAAACCAGAUGCAGGUGUGAGUCUACAGAUAUCUCUAGGCCUUUGUCUUUGGAGCCACCUUGAGCUGUGUGAGUUUUCCCAGGUCUGCUUGCUUAGUACCCUGUCUGGUAAGGAGGGAGACACACAGGAGGAAGAAUGGCUGCAGGAUUUCUGACAACCAGGUCACAGGAUUCAGUGACCUUUGAGGAGGUGGCAGUGGACUUCUCCCAAGAGGAGUGGGCGCUGUUGGACCCUGCUCAGAAAACCCUGUACAGAGACGUGAUGCUGGAGAACUACAGGAACCUGGCCUCCGUGGGAUACCCUCUCUGCAAACACAGUCUGAUCACGGAGGUGGAGCAGGAAGUGCUGGGGACAGAGGAGGGGGCAAUUCUCCAAGGGGCCUUUACAGAUUGGGAUAUUCAACUGAAAUCAAAAGAUGGGAUUCCUCUGAAGAAUGCUUCUGGGGGAAAAACUUGCAAUAGCAUAAAAAUGGUACCAACUCAACCUGGCAAGAAACCCUUGGAAUUUGAUCAUUGUGGAAAAUUCUUCAGAAAGAACUAUCACUUUAUAUGUACAAGAUAUUGUGAGGGAGAGAAAUGCUUCAAUUAUAAAGAAUAUGGGAAGGACCUUGGCCACCCCUCAACUCUUAGCAGUCAUGUAAGUACUCACAGUGGAGAGAAAACUUGUGAGUUUAAUAAUUGCGGCAAAGCUUUCCAUCAAGAGGCAUCCCUUAGGAAAUGCUUAAGGACUCUCACAAGAGAGAAAUCUCAUCCGUGUAAUCAGUGUCUUAGGUCCUUCAGCUUACACUCUUCCUUUUCAGUACAUGUGCAAAUACCUACUGGAGAGGAAUUCUGUGAAUGCCAUGAUCAUGAAAAACGAGCCUCCCUUGGUGUCCACAAAACAAUGUGUACCAUGGAGGAAAGCUCAGAAUGUAAGGAGCACGGAAAAGCGUUCACCAGCUCCUCGUCCCUUCAGAAAUGUGUGAGACCUCGUGCCAGAGAGAAGCCUUAUGAAUGUGGUGACUGUGGGAAAGCCUUCAUUUUUCAGUCUUCCCUUAAAAAGCAUGUGAGAUCUCACACGGGAGAGAAACCGUAUGAGUGUAAUCACUGCGGAAAAUCCUUCAGCCAGAGCUCUCAUCUUAAUGUGCACAAAAGGACUCACACUGGAGAGAAACCCUAUGACUGUAAGGAAUGUGGCAAGGCUUUCACUGUUCCUUCAUCCCUUCAGAAGCAUAUGAGAACCCACACUGGAGAGAAACCCUACGAAUGCAGUGACUGUGGGAAAGCCUUCAUUGAUCAGUCAUCCCUUAAGAAACACACUCGGUCUCACACUGGAGAGAAACCUUACGAGUGUAGUCAGUGUGGAAAAUCCUUCAGUACAGGCUCUUACCUCAUCGUGCACAAGAGAACUCAUACUGGAGAGAAAACCUAUGAGUGUAAAGAAUGUGGGAAGGCCUUUAGGAAUUCCUCUUGCCUAAGGGUACAUGUGAGAACUCACACAGGAGAGAAGCCCUAUCAAUGCAUUCAGUGUGGAAAGGCAUUCAGCACCAGCACUAACCUUAUAAUGCACAAGCGAAUACAUACUGGGCAGAAGUAUGAGUGAAAUGACUACAGGAAAGCCUUUGUUGGGCCUUUACCCCUCAUUCCUCAUUUUAGAACUCACACAAGAGAGCAGCCCUGCUGUGACCAAUGUAGAAAGUCCAGGCACAACUCUUGACUUACGCUGUACUGAGAACAAUCUUACGAAUGUUAUCGCUCUGUGAUUGUCUUUAUCAGUGAGUGUCUCAUCCUGAAAGUGUGACAGCUUGUUAACUGAUGAGAAUUAAAGGUUAUAUGGCACUCUAAAUGCUCCCUAGUCUAUACCACAAAAUUUUGAUAAAUAAUGUUUUCACCAUAAUUUAGUACUAAAUGUGGUCCAAUCCUCAUCAAGAUGUCUUGGACCUGUAGGUUAUUUAGAAAUGGAUUUUCAAUGUGCAGACUCUGCAUAUUUUAGUUAUUUUUGGUAGAUUUCUAAUUUAAUUGGAUUAUACACAGAUGCAUGGUCUUUAUGAUGUAGAUUCUGUAUGACAUUAUUUAAAACAAAAUUAUUGGAGACUUGCUGUGUGGCCCAAUGUGUCAGAUACAGCGAGUAUCCCCAGAUCCAUUCCUCCUUCCCUUUCCUAAAGUAACAAAACUAUAGUUAUAUUCAAGUUGACAGUGUGAACAAUUUUUUAAGGAACUCUCUCAACUUACUUUGCUGCUUUGAGCCCCCAUAAGCUCUCGGUUCUGGUCAGUGAGAAAUAGAGGUCACUACUCGUGGGUUCUAAAGAAGCUGUAGCAAUGGGAGUAUCUCAGUUGGCAUAUUCUCUUCAACAUUUGCCCUGUGUCUCAUCUCUUUUUCUUUCCUAGAAAAUAGACCAAGAGGAUGAUAGUCAGAGGCUACUGAUUAUACCACAGGGAUAUACAGUAUCAUUUGGCUGUACCAACCUCGGGUUGCUUAUUUCUGGGCUUCAUCUAACACAAGAAAAAUAAAAUAACUGAUGUAAACCA
Mustela lutreola (European mink) is the source of this 3571-nucleotide messenger RNA. Its product is annotated as zinc finger protein 177-like. Lineage: Eukaryota; Metazoa; Chordata; Mammalia; Carnivora; Mustelidae. Gene Ontology annotation, biological process: negative regulation of transcription by RNA polymerase II. Gene Ontology annotation, molecular function: DNA-binding transcription repressor activity, RNA polymerase II-specific. The record is from RefSeq and is a predicted model, not a curated record.